Molecule: messenger RNA, 516 nt
Organism: Hyaloperonospora brassicae
Lineage: Eukaryota; Oomycota; Peronosporomycetes; Peronosporales; Peronosporaceae
Source: the annotation of a GenBank genome assembly
AUGGACGCGCACGAGCGGCAGUGUCUCGUCGCGAAGGACAGCGACGACGAGGACGGACCACGCGGCCUGCGGACUGCAUUCGUGACCACAACAGUCCGUUCGCCCACGCGACGCGGCAGCUGUCCUCGCGCCUACGCGUCGCUGCGUAGCGACGUCUGGACGCUGCUGCACUACCGCACGUCGCUCAAAGAGCGCUCGGGACUGCACCGCGCGUCGUACCCUCUUGGAAAUCGGCGUACUGGUACUGAUCACACUGAAUGUUGCGCUGGCCAUGUACGUGUCGGCGUCUCCGCUCGGCCCUGCGAUGACGUCGUCCGAUUGGACGACCGGUAUACGCAUCCAGUGUGCGGCAGGCCUGGGCGGAUGAGUCGGCCAAUGUCGAUCAUCGACCUCGUGGUGCUCAUUCCAUUUUAUCUGAGAUUUUGCUCGAGCAUCAGUACGGGAGCAGUGUCGUCGCGUGGUGUCUUGACACUGCGAGGCUUUCGGCUCUUGCGUAUCAUGUCCUUCUUGCACUGA